AUGCUCCGCGACGAGCUUCUCCGGUCUAAGCACGAUGAGAUCGCAAACUGUUUGUUGUCGCGCAAGCGAAAACUGACCGAGUUGUAUUAUGCGACCGUGGGUUUUGAGGGCGCGACCGCCGACGCUCUUUAUCAGCAGAAGGAACAGGCUUUUCUCGACGCCAACGACCUUUCCAAAGGUCGGUACUUCGACGAAUCUACUCUGCCAUCUCCCACCCAUGCGCGCGCGCGUUCUCCCAGCAGAAAACCAGUCGCGUCUGUACUCUCCGACAGCAAGGCUCACCCUGCCGCUGGCAUCACGCCGCCACCGACAGUAGAUGACACCGCUCUUUCGUUUGCGACCGAAGCCAGUCCGCAGGGAACGCCCGUCGUGUCCAAACCCGGGACCGCAGCCCCCGGUGUCGCAUCAACUACAAAGGAUGCGCAGGCAUCCUUUGCGUCAGUGACCAGCCCAAAGGUCUCUCAGGGCGCGGAUUUGUCUGCACCGACUGCGCCAUCCAACAAAACCGACGACCAAAAGGCGAGCGCAUUGGUGCCACAGACUCCACUCAGCUCCCAAGCCCGCGAUGGAGCAGAAGUCAAGGGUUCUCCUGGGGCAGCGAGAUCCGCUGCGACGAACGCGACACCAUCCCUCGAUAUCCCUCAAUCUCUUCCCCGAAAGAAACACGACUCUCGACCUUCUCUUACUCUAGGCCCAUCAAACGCCGAACAACCUCUCUCGCCUGCUUCCUCUAUCGAUCCCUACUCAAAUAACACACCCAUUCCAGUUGUCGCCUCACCCGAUACGAGCCCCGGCGAGGAAGUGACCGAUGUCAGUAAAAUCGGUCGCUCGAGUCCUAAACAGACUAGAUCUACACACGCGCGUCCAGGCCUGGUCCCUGCGACUCCCGAUGAACAAUUGCGACUGGAAGAAGCACAAUCUAUGCAGCAGAAGAGCGGGCAAAGCAUGGGCGAUGCCGGGUUACCUUCGUCGAACGAAGUCAUCCAGGAAAGCGUUGAUCCGAGGACUGAUAAGGAUGAAAUGGAUGUCGAUCAAGAACCCGCUGUCGAGCCUGCCGAGUCUAAACUCCCAGAUGGAACGGCUAGCUUAUCACCAACUGAGCAGUUUCCCGAAGGAGCUCAGGCUGCUGGCGAUGCUCUCGAGACACCUAACAAGAAGCCCGCCAGCAUUCCAUCUACUCAUCCCAGCUCCACACAACCGGAACGCAUGACCACUCGAGUAUCGUCCGGAGCCAUUCGCCAUAAGUCUGUUUCCGAAAUUCUUGGAGAGACACCGAAAGCCUUCGCACACGACCGAAGCCAUGGCGACGAGACGCCCGACAGCGUUGCACGGAUGCGCUUCAAGGAUCGCAAAGAUCGAGAGAAGGAAAGGACCAGGCUCUCGACAGUUGUUUUCCCCAAGCAGACUCCAACCCAGCAAGAUAAGGCCGACUCAUUGGAUCUCAUCCACCUUGACUCGAGCCAUGCGGUUUCAAAGGUGAAUGAGGAGCAGGACUAUCUGUUCACUCUAUUUUUGAACAGGGCUUAUGCUCCUCCUCGAGGUAGCCACCUGAACACUCUCCUUACAUCCGCCCACAAGACUUUGUCGACCUCAAAUCAUUUGCUCGAAUACCAGGAGCAAAUGGACUGCCGGACUUUGCGUCGCAUCUAUGCACUUCAGAAUGCGAACCGUUGGCCUCUCCGCCAGAUGAAGCGGUCUAUGGAACCCCCUCGCCAGGGAAGCCACUGGGAUGUGCUUCUUGACCAUAUGAAAUGGAUGCGAACGGAUUUCCGCGAAGAACGAAAAUGGAAGAUUGCGGCAGCAAAGAGUUGUGCUGAUUGGUGCGCGGAGUACGUCAACAGCGACGAGGAGCACAAAGCGCUGCUUCGUGUCAAUGCGAAGAUUCCUGCACCAAACACCGCAAUCCAGGAUAUCUCCAGGAAUGUGGCUUCACCUUCGGAGGACACUGGCGACGAAGCAGUUGCCGCAUCUCACCCGACGCCAGACCUCGUCCCAUCCGCCGAAGAGGAAUCGGUCAGCGAUGGCUUUAACGAUGAGCCACGCCAUGAUCUGCAUGAUACAGUCGCCCCGGCAGCCAUCUUUUCUUUGGGUUCUGACGAGUUUAAUUUCUCAAUCGACAUGACCCCUGCUGCCGAGAAAUUGCUGGAUGAGCUUCCGCUCUACGAACCUGUUCGCAUCGCACCCGAGACACAAUUGCCAACAUUCAAACAACCCCCGGAUUCGGUUUGGAAAACAGAGCUUCUUCCCGUGUCGAAGUUUGCCUCUACCAAGAUCACUUUCCACGACGACGAGCGUCCUCGCAAACGAAGCCGAUACGAUUACUCUCAAUAUACUUCUGAUUUGGAUCACCGCAUCACUGAGAUUCCCCCGGAGCAGACUAAUGUGGCCCUCUUUCGACCUGAGAACAAGCACAUUCGCGACCGUAUUCACCCCGGCCAUUCCUUCCGGCCUCCCACCGAGCAUCCGAUGCCGUCUGUUGGGUUCUUCGAAUCUCGACAGUCGUCGCAGUGGACCAUUGCAGAAGAUGAUGAACUUCGCCGCCUGGUUAAGGAGUAUUCCUACAACUGGUCCCUCAUCUCUAGCUGCCUGACUUCGCCGUCGUUAUUUACUUCUGGAGCCGAGAGGAGGACACCUUGGGAGUGUUUUGAGCGUUGGGUGGGCCUGGAGGGACUUCCUGCGGAUAUGUCCAAGACGCAGUACUUCCGAGCUUAUCACCAACGUCUUGAGACGGCUCAGCGAACUGUGUUGGCGCAACAGCAGGCUGCUCAACAGCAACAGCAACAAGCCGCCAAUAACGGCCAAGUCCAACAGCCUGUUCGCCGACGAACCACUCAGCCUCUGCGCGUGGAUCGUCGGAGAUCUUCGAGGCAUCUUGCGUUGCUUGACGCUAUGCGGAAGCUGGCUAAAAAGCGUGAGACAAUGCUGCAAAAGCAGCAGCAUGCUUCUCACCUUGCCUCUUUGAGGAAGGCUAACGAGGCUAACCAGCCCAAGCCUCCUAUUUCGUCACCAGCAGAGUUCAGCCGUCUCAAGCAUGAGCGGGAAAUGAAAUUGCAAGAGCGGCAAGAGGCUUACCGCCAGCAAAUGAUCACUCAGCAGCGAGCUAACCUCGCCGCUCAACGUGCUGGUCAAAUGCCAAACCAACAGCAGCAGCAGCAAAUGAUGAAUGCCCAGGGUCGAACUCCCAACAAUCUGCCUCCCAACUCGACCAACGGAGGUAUGCCCAAUGGGGUGCCUAAUGGUAUGCAGGCAGGUGUCGCUGUCAAUCAAAACCGCACCCAGCCCAUGCAAGGCAUGCCUGCUGGAACGACACCCGUCAGUGGUCAAAUGCAGAAUAACGCCAUGGCGAUGAAAAUUAUGCCACAGGGUCAAAUCCAGCAGGGUGUUGGCGCGAGGCCUGGGGUGCCAAUGCAAGCCUCCCCGGAUAACGCGCGGGUGAUUCGGGAAGCGAAUCGGCUGCAGGAGCAGCAGCGUCUUCUGCAAUCACGGCAACAACCUCAGCAGAUCCCCCAGCAGACAAGCCAGCCUCAGCAAGCGCAGCAACAGUUCCAUAACCAGCAGUUUGCACAAGGAUCGCACUCUCCGAACCUUAACAUGCCGAACGGUCCCAGUAACCCUGCUAUGAUCGCUGCCAUGCAAGCCCAGGGAGGAAUGCAGAGCCCGUCGUUCCACGGUGGCACACCACAAGGUGUGUCGACCCCGUCGCCUCGCAUGGGUCAAUCCAACCCUCUCUCGAGCGGGGUUGUGCCAACCAUUAGCAACUAUCAAAACCAGAUCCAGCGGGCCAACCCGAAUCUGCCUCCAGAACAGGUGAACAAACUGGCGACGGACCGUCUCAAUCAGUAUCAGCAACAGCAGCAGCAGCGCAUGUCCCAGCAAGCGGCCAUGAACGCAGCUGCAGGUGGCAUGGGAAACGUUCAGGCCAACUAUCAGGUUCCGCAUGAUGGCAACUUUCAAACUCCGCCUCAGCCCGGCGUGCCCAAUGGCAAUCUGGCAAUGCAGGUUCCCCAGAACCAAGGCUUCUCUCCAAUGAUGCGGGUUCCUCAGGCCAACCAGCAGAACCGGGUCAAUGUCACCAGCUCGCCGGCCAUGAACGGCGCAGUUCCUCAAACCAGUCGCAGCGCGACCCCCCAAACUCAACGCAGCGGCAGCGGCAGCGCCCAAGCUGGCGCGGUGCAGGGCUCUAGCAAGAGCCCACACCCUCCAACAGUGCAGACAGCGACCAGCUAA
Messenger RNA from Penicillium cinerascens, 4227 nucleotides. It is a transcript of the gene eaf1, whose product is annotated as MYB and HSA domain protein. The coding region runs from base 1 to 4227 and encodes 1408 amino acids. NCBI's taxonomy places the organism in Eukaryota, Fungi, Ascomycota, Eurotiomycetes, Eurotiales, Aspergillaceae. The transcript has 3 exons. The record is from RefSeq and is a predicted model, not a curated record.